Eruca vesicaria subsp. sativa (arugula) is the source of this 650-nucleotide messenger RNA. The record is from the annotation of a GenBank genome assembly. Lineage: Eukaryota; Viridiplantae; Streptophyta; Magnoliopsida; Brassicales; Brassicaceae.
UCUGAAGCCGAAGAAUCAUCAUCCUUAGGUUUUUGGUCUCUCUACAAUGACAAAGGGAACAGGAAGUUUUGGUAAGAGGAGGAACAAGAGUCACACACUAUGUGUGAGAUGUGGCCGUCGUAGCUUCCACAUCCAGAAGAGUCGCUGCUCUGCUUGCGCUUACCCCGCCGCUCGCAAGAGGACCUAUAACUGGAGUGUGAAGGCAAUCAGAAGGAAGACUACCGGAACCGGUAGGAUGAGAUAUCUCAAAAAUGUUCCCCGCCGUUUCAAGACUGGUUUCAGAGAAGGUACUGAAGCUAAACCAAGAAACAAGGGGGCAGCUGCUUCAUCAACCUAAAAGAAACCCAUUUUGAACGCAGGAGGGACUUAAAGAAGCUUAGCACUUUUCUUCGCUCUAUCUAGUUUGAGAUUUUGCUAUUUCCUGAAUACAAUCUAUGUUUUUGUUUAAAUGUUUUGAACCUGGAUCAUCCUUCAUUUUGCAUUUUUUACAACCUCCCAAGUCUUUCCUUUGAUGAUUAGUUUCAUAUAAGUGCUGGAGCAGUCUUGGGCUCAGCUAUGAACCCAUUACUCUGAACUCAUGUUUCCCAGCACGUACCUUUCUCUAUAACACCCAAACUAAUUAAACAAGCUUUGAUCUCACCGAAUAUUCC